AAAUACAGGAUUUCCUGUUCUGCAGCCACUGUACUGGGCUGCAGAUGCCAGCAGGAUUCCAGUGCUCCGAAAACAUGUGGAAGUUUAACAAGGAGUCGCUGGGGCAGGAAUUGCUGCAAAAAUCAGUAGGCGCUAAAAGCAGAAAGCUCGCUCCUCCGGCUCUCUAGCAUGGAUGUCACCCCCCCGGAGGAUGGCACUCACAGGAAGAAACCCUCCACCCACCUUAAUCGAUCCAUGAGAGAAAAGAUUCAGCAGAGAUGGAGAGCAACGUGUCCUCUGGAAACUGUACCGACCCCCAGAUGUCCUUCCAGUCCACCCUGUAUGCAACCACGUACACCCUCAUAUUCAUCCCCGGCCUCCUGGCAAACAGCGCUGCCCUGUGGGUCUUGUGCCGCUUCAUCAGCAAGAAGAGCAAAGCCAUCAUCUUCAUGAUCAAUCUGGCCGUGGCCGACCUGGCUCACGUCCUCUCGCUGCCCUUACGCAUGUAUUACUACAUAAACCACACGUGGCCCUUCGGAAGCUUUCUUUGCCAAGUGUGCUUCUACUUGAAAUAUCUCAACAUGUACGCCAGCAUUUGCUUCCUCACCUGCAUCAGCAUCCAGCGGUACCUCUUCCUCCUCCAUCCCUUCAAAGCCAAGGACUGGAAGCGGCGGUACGACGUAGCCAUCAGCGCUGCUGUCUGGCUCUUUGUGGGAGCGGCAUGCCUACCCUUGCUCGUUGUGAGGAGCCCAGCCUUGUCCAACAGCACAAACACGUGCUUCUCGGACCUGGGGGUGAAGCAGCUGAGCCCGGCAGCCUCCAUCACACUGGUAACGGUGGCAGAGCUAUUUGGGUUUGUCAUCCCCUUCGGCAUUAUUGCCUGUUGCACUUGGAAGAUGAGGCGGUCACUGCAGGAGUGUCCAACGCAGCUGCAAAACACCAAUGAGAAGCAGAAGGCUUUGCGCAUGGUCCUGAUGUGUGCAGUAGUUUUCUUCAUCUGCUUCACUCCCUACCACAUCAACUUCCCUUUCUUCAUGAUGGUGAUAGAGAACAUCAUCCAGGACUGUGCCAUUCACAGGAGCACGCUCCGCUUCCACCCCAUCUCCCUCUGCCUGGCGAGCCUCAACUGCUGCCUGGAUCCGGUCCUCUACUACUUCAUGACCUCUGAGUUCCAGGACCAGCUGCUGCGCCACAACUGUGCCGCCCUGAGGGCUCGGUUCAUGCGCCACAGGAGCAGCUUCUCUGUCACCGAAACCAGCCACGACAUUCAUAUGAAAAAGAGAAACCUUCCACGCUUUAGGUUUUGGUCUCUCCCCAAGUUCUUUGGCCGAAUAAACAGCAUGGAAAUCCCCCCAAUGCCACCUGAUGAGCUUCUGCUGGAGUCCAUCUCUUGAAACAAAAGCCAUUCCUCUCCGUGUAGGUGCUUCUCAUAGCUUGAGUGAAGAUUGUGUUAGGUCUCCAAAAUACACCUUGCAUUACCCUUGUGUUCAGCCAGUGCCAGGAUCUGACCUACAAGGCCAUUUUCAUAACAAAAGAUGUGCUGCUCGUGUUGACGCUGUCAGGGACUGUUUGCCUUACAGUGUUCUCCCUCUGAUGGUUGUAAUACCCAAACCAGCUGUCGCUGAUGCCAGCAUUUCUCCUGUGCUGAACUGCAGCCGAGUUUGGGUCCCUUUCAUUUUUGUUGUUUCAGUGCUUCUACAUAUUCGUUAUUUUUGAAAACCCUUCUGAAUCUCAAGUUGUAAGCAGCAGCUCGGGAGGUGGCACUGGGGCAGUUUCAGCCCCUGCCUGUGGCCCGUGAUGUCUUACGGCAUCCACCACGCUCAGUGAGGCUCUUGAUCAAGACAGCUAAUUAUCUCAAUGUAAAAUGAGCCUCUUUCUGUUGCAAAAAUCAAUCAUCUUGGAUCUACUCUCACCUAAUCUGGACUGCAAGACUACAACUUUACCCAGAUAUAUCAAGAAUGAGUAUUAGCGUAUAUCCACAUCAGCAUUAAAGGGAGAUUUCACGCAAACUGGGGUCAACUCCUGCUAUUGAAAAAGGCACCCGGAGCUGAACAAGGGAGUCUGACUGCCAGGAGCUACGGGAUGCUCAACGGACUAUGUGGGAAUGAAUACUUGGAAGAGAGACUGAGGGUGGAUAUGCCAGGAGCAACGAGGAGGAGGGAUGAAGGAUGCCUCCCAGGGUGUGUCUGCUCACAGAGACCCAGAGCAGAAGGGAGGACUGGGAGCUGAUGCUGCCAUCUCUUGUGUCACUAUUAGGAGUCUUGUGUCAUUUGGUAUUCUGCUAAAGCCUGUGGUCGUACAUUAAGACAUUACCCAAGCCUCUCAGCUCUGCUUUAAAAGCCAGAAAAGGUCCCAGCCCUCACCGGGGACCGAGAAAAGUUUACACAACUGACCUGAGUGCAUCCUUAAGGCUUCAGCCUCAGGAGGAAAUAAAAUGAUCUCAACGUGUAUUUUAGC
Cuculus canorus (common cuckoo) is the source of this 2436-nucleotide messenger RNA. RefSeq names its product putative P2Y purinoceptor 10. The coding region runs from base 258 to 1373 and encodes 371 amino acids. Gene Ontology annotation, cellular component: membrane. Lineage: Eukaryota; Metazoa; Chordata; Aves; Cuculiformes; Cuculidae. The transcript has 2 exons. Gene Ontology annotation, molecular function: G protein-coupled receptor activity. The record is from RefSeq and is a predicted model, not a curated record. Gene Ontology annotation, biological process: phospholipase C-activating G protein-coupled receptor signaling pathway; positive regulation of Rho protein signal transduction.